Messenger RNA from Myxocyprinus asiaticus (Chinese sucker), 2542 nucleotides. It is a transcript of the gene p4ha1a, whose product is annotated as prolyl 4-hydroxylase, alpha polypeptide I a. Bases 177 to 1802 code for a protein of 541 amino acids. Gene Ontology annotation, biological process: peptidyl-proline hydroxylation to 4-hydroxy-L-proline. Lineage: Eukaryota; Metazoa; Chordata; Actinopteri; Cypriniformes; Catostomidae. The record is from RefSeq and is a predicted model, not a curated record. Gene Ontology annotation, molecular function: protein binding; procollagen-proline 4-dioxygenase activity; L-ascorbic acid binding. The transcript is spliced from 15 exons. Gene Ontology annotation, cellular component: endoplasmic reticulum.
CCGUUUCUUCUGUAGCUCUUUCCACAGUUCAGCUGCUGUGAAAUGUCCAGCUUUAUAAAAGCAGACGAGCGGCUGAGGAUAGAAGCAGAGAGGCGCAAUUAAUCGAUUUAUCAACAUUUUGCUGCGACUCAAAUCCAGGAAGGAACGACAUCAUAAGUGUGCGUAUCAGCAUUAAGAUGGGAGUUUGGAGUGUGUGCUGCAUUUUGCUCAUCAGCUGUCAGCUGAAGUUCUCCUGUGCUCACAAUGACUUCUUCACAUCCAUCGGUCACAUGACAGAUCUGCUGUUCACAGAGAAAGAUCUUGUGACAUCACUGAAAGAUUACAUCAGAGCCGAGGAGAGGAAACUGGAGCAGGUCAAACAGUGGGCUGAAAAGCUGGAUGCUAUAACAACCACAGCCACUCAGGAUCCAGAGGGGUUUUUGGGUCACCCUGUCAAUGCCUUUAAACUGAUGAAGAGACUCAACACAGAGUGGGGUGAAGUCGAAGACCUUGUUCUCAAAGACAUGUCUGAUGGCUUCAUCUCAAAUUUGACCAUUCAGCGUCAGUAUUUCCCUAAUGAUGAGGACCAGACGGGUGCUGCCAAAGCUCUCCUCCGACUACAGGAUACUUACAAACUGGACACACAGACCAUCUCCUCUGGAGACCUGCCUGGCCUCACGACAGGCUUGCCAUUUAAGAGCACUCUGACAGUAGGGGAUUGUUUUGAGUUGGGAAAAAUUGCCUACUCUGAAGCAGACUACUACCACACAGAGCUGUGGAUGGAACAGGCGCUCAAACAACUGAAUGAGGAAGAAGAAUCCAGCAUUGAUAUUGUGACAGUGCUGGACUACCUCAGUUACUCAGUUUACCAGCAAGGGGAGCUGGAGAGAGCUCUUGACUAUACCAUGAGACUGCUUACUGUGGAUCCUGAGCACCAGCGGGCCCUUGGGAACUUGAAGUACUUUGACUAUCAGCUCGCCAAACAGAAGAAGGCUGAGAAAGAGCAGAGCACUAAAGAGGAGAGCAACAAAAAGCAACAGGAGGAGUCUGAGAGAAAGGAAUAUCUGCCUGAGAAGAGGAAGUAUGAGCAGCUGUGCAGAGGAGAGGGACUCAGAAUGUCUCCUCGCAGACAGAGGCGUUUGUUCUGCCGUUACUACAACAACAACAGACAUCCGUUUUACAUGCUCGGGCCAGUUAAACAGGAGGAUGAAUGGGAUCGUCCACGUAUUGUCCGUUACUACAACAUUAUAACGGAAAAAGAGAUGGAAAAGGUCAAGGAGUUGGCCAAACCCAGACUGCGCAGAGCCACCAUCUCCAACCCCAUUACAGGUGUUCUAGAGACCGCACACUAUCGCAUCAGUAAAAGUGCAUGGUUGGCGGCCUAUGAGCAUCCAGUUGUAGAUCGCAUUAAUCAACGUAUAGAAGACAUCACAGGCCUCGAUGUGAAAACAGCAGAAGAGCUGCAGGUAGCAAAUUAUGGUGUAGGAGGACAAUAUGAGCCACACUUUGACUUUGGACGGAAAGAUGAACCAGAUGCCUUUAAAGAGCUGGGCACAGGGAAUCGAAUAGCAACCUGGCUAUUCUAUAUGAGUGAUGUACCAGCAGGAGGUGCCACAGUCUUUCCAGAAGUAGGAGCUGCAGUAAAGCCAAUAAAGGGUACAGCAGUAUUUUGGUAUAAUCUCUUUCCCAGUGGAGAAGGAGAUUACAGCACACGACAUGCGGCUUGUCCAGUACUGGUAGGCAACAAGUGGGUUUCAAAUAAAUGGAUCCAUGAGAGAGGUCAGGAAUUCAGAAGACCGUGUGGCCUGAAAGAGACUGAUUGAUCUAACUGGCAGCCCAAACUAUCCUCCGUCUCUUCUACUUUCUUUGGACUCUAAAUAGAUAUCUAACCUGACUCAAAAACACAGCACCCUCCCUACUGUACAAAUCCACUGUGUCCACAGCAGCCAACAAUGUUAACCAUCAUAUUUAUUUUUAAUAAGUUUACUUGUGUGUGUUUGUGUGUGUGUUACAUGACCUCUGUUAGUGCCUUUUGUUGUUGAACUCCAGAGCUUCUAUGGAUGAAGCCAUUCCUGAAAAGCACUCCAAAACCGAACAACCAUUAGAAUAUUUUGUCUGUCACUUGGGCUGCAUUCCAGACAGUUAAAAUUUGUAUGCCCUUCUCUUGCUUCACUCUGUCUCAUGGACUUGGAUGUACAUCAUUGUUCAUGUUGCAUGAGUGCCCACUACUGGUGGAACCCACACAAUGGGUUUAAAUGGAACGGCCUAAGCCCUUGAUCACUUCACCUGCUGUGGACUGGAGCAAUAAGGCUGAUGUAAUUUUGUUAAAUUAUUUGGCAAUUUUUGCACCUGAGAAGACAACAUCUUCAGAGAUUGAUACAAUUCCAGAUUCAAGUAAAGUUUAGUUGUAAUUUCAUAGGCUUAUAUAUAGAUCUUGUCUGUUAAGAAAAAAAAACUUUUUUAGUAGAAUUAAUAGUCAGAAAGAAUAAUUGUUGAUUCAACCUAUUGUCUCAAGACUGUUAGCUGUUUGACUGUAAUAACAAAUGAUAAAUGCUUUCCCUGA